AUAAUGACAAAAGUAACUUACUUUUGAAUUAAAAAGUUGUUAAAAUUUGCUACAUUAAAAGUUUUUUUCUUGUUUUGAAAAUGAAAACUUUUACUGCUACAGUUUUUGAAAAUCUCAUUGCUCACUGAUUUAAAAGUUUUUACUUUUAAUUCGACUGUAAAAUUUCUUUCAUUUUGACGUUCUCGUGUAACCGUGUACGCCUAAGUCGCAAAUGUAAACAAACACUUUGGUGGGUCCGGUGGUGCUGGUGAGUCUAGGACGCAAAGCAAAGCCGACCGCGGCAGCAGCCAGGACUCGGACGCAGAAACCUUCGUGAGCCAAACAGCAGCAGCGGAACGCCUUCGAAGGAGGGUGGUGCAGGAGCGGGACGAGGUCGUGUGCUCGAAAAAGAACAAGGCCAGCUUCCUGCAGGAACUGCAGCUGUUCCACGGCCGGAAUGCGAUGAGAGGUAGGAAUGUGGAUUCGCACCGGUUGUAUUGGGUGGUGGUGGCCCGGGAUUGGUGGUUGAAGGUCAAUUCGCGUGAGGACUGGGGCGAGAUCAUCGAGGAGAUGGCGCUGCCGAAGCGUUGCGUGAACAACGAGAUUGCGUUGAAGAAGAUUAACUUCCGGUUUUUGGACAUGUACGCGAAUGUUUAUUUUCACGAUGGGCCUCCGACGAAGAGGAGGACGACGAAAAGCUACAUAAUCGGAGGUGGUCAGCGCAGAUGUUGCACUCGGUGCCGGCGGUUUACAGCACCGCAACUUCCCGCCCACAAACACUCACGUCGCGACGGCGCAGCUUCAGCCGAAUGAAUCUGGACAGUGAGCCAAAAAAAAAAAUGUGUCAUUCUCGUAGUAGGAUUACGUGCUCAAAAUCGAACUCCGUACCGAGGGCCUCAUCAACUCCAUGUUCCGGAUGCGCU
Molecule: messenger RNA, 902 nt
Organism: Culex pipiens pallens (northern house mosquito)
Lineage: Eukaryota; Metazoa; Arthropoda; Insecta; Diptera; Culicidae
Product: AT-rich interactive domain-containing protein 2-like
Exons: 3
Coding region: 442-792 (116 amino acids)
Cellular component (GO): SWI/SNF superfamily-type complex
Molecular function (GO): DNA binding
Source: RefSeq, a predicted model, not a curated record